UAUUAUGAAUUUUCUGUAUCGCUUAGUUUUUUUUUUGUUCUGUGAUUAUAUCUCGUUCAAUCGACGAUUUUGGUUAUGUUCGCUAUUUCUUUCAUUCAAUGUAGAGAUGAAUACAGAUCAGCUGAUUUUGACAUUUUUGUAGGUAGAUUUUGAAAGAAGAAACAUCAUUGCAUUGAACUAUGAAAGGAAUGUGUGAUGGAUGUGUUGCCACAAUGAAUGUUCACGAAGUGAAUGGAAAACAUGAAAGUGUUCGAGAUUUCUCUGAACUGGAAUCGGAUGCACAGGAGCUCAUAAAUGCAGCCAUUGAAGCGAGAAAAUUUUCAUAUAGCCCGUACAGUAAGUUCAAAGUGGGUUCUGCAAUUCGAACAAUGGAUGGAACCAUAAUUGGUGGAUGUAACGUUGAGAAUGCCGCCUAUGGUCCAUCAAUUUGUGCAGAAAGGACUGCAGUAUGCAAAGCCAUCAGUAUGGGCCAUUCCGAAUUUAAAGCGGUCGCUGUUGUCGCAUACCAAGAAGAUUCAUUCACUACUCCGUGCGGAGUAUGUCGUCAAGUAUUGUCCGAAUUUACAAAGGAAGAUAUUCCAGUUUAUGUUGCCAAACCAUCACCUUGCCGAGUUCUUGUGACUUCGAUCAAAUCGUUGCUUCCAUUUUCAUUCGUACCAUUGCCAACCAACUGAAGCUGAUAAUAAAUAUCAUAUAUCAAUGAUUUUACAAGUU
Messenger RNA from Contarinia nasturtii (swede midge), 714 nucleotides. RefSeq names its product cytidine deaminase-like. The record is from RefSeq and is a predicted model, not a curated record. Lineage: Eukaryota; Metazoa; Arthropoda; Insecta; Diptera; Cecidomyiidae. The coding region runs from base 180 to 674 and encodes 164 amino acids. The transcript has 5 exons. Gene Ontology annotation, cellular component: cytosol. Gene Ontology annotation, molecular function: zinc ion binding; cytidine deaminase activity.